Molecule: messenger RNA, 3078 nt
Organism: Paramecium pentaurelia
Lineage: Eukaryota; Ciliophora; Oligohymenophorea; Peniculida; Parameciidae
Source: the annotation of a GenBank genome assembly
AUGAAAGGAAAUGAUAUAUUAUUUUUAGGACUAAGUUCAUAACCAGAAAAUCUUUAAAUGGAAUUAUAGGCAGAAUAAUAAAAUGAAUAUGAAAGAGAAUAUUUAGAGGCUGAUUUGGGUUCAAGAGUAAGAACAAGAAAUCCAAGUUCAAACAAUUUUACACAUAAAUCAACCAUCUAAAUUGAGACACACAGAAAUUGUGAAGUAUUAUAUUAUUGAUUAUUAAGCCCUUAAUUGUUGCUAAAGAAGAAAGUAAUAAGAAUGUUAAGAAAAAAACUGGGAUCAAUUUUAUGAAAUAUUUUUAUUUGAAGAGAUUUAUUUAAAGAAUUAGAAAUAAUCGAUCACAAUUAACUAAUGUUAAUGAAAAUCAUAUAAAAUUGAUUAAUGAUAAUUCUAGUGAUAGGUAUCAUUUAAAUAAUUUAGUUAAGUGAUGAUGUCUUAUCUAAAAUUUAAUGGUCAUCCUAAAUUCUAAAUACAAAAUGUAACUAUGCUUUUUAGAGACAAUACAAUUAGUAAAUAAGAAAAUAGAUUCAAAAUAUAUUUAAACGAAAAAAAUUAACAAUUUAAAAAGUAUAUACAUGAAUUAGUUUCUAAAAUACCAUAAAUACAUCCAGAAACACCUAAAAAAAUAGUUUGGGAUUAUUGGACUAUUGUAUUUAGAUUAAUAUUAUUAAUACUUAUACCUUUAGAGAUUUCAUAUAAGCCAAAUAUUUUAUUUGAAUAAUUAGUUGGUUUAACUAUUACUAUCAUAAUAAUUUUAAUUAUUGAUAAUAUAUUUAGAUUAAAUACAAUAUUCUAUUAACAUGGACAUGCUGUUUUUGAUAGAUGGAAGAUUAUUCAAUAAAAUUUGCGUUUUUAAUUUGUAUCAGAUUUAACUUUAAUUUUAUUAUUAAUAUAUUUUAUUUAAUUUGAUGGCAAUCAAUUUUAAUAUUUAGUACUUUUGAUAUCUUUGACAUAACAUUAUUAAAUUAAUAAUACAUUAGAAAAAAGUGAGGAAUCCUCAUAUUUUACUAAAAAAUAGAAAGCUUUUAUAAGUUUAUUCAAACUUUUAACUUAUUUAAUAUAUGUAUUACAUCUAUUUUCUUGUAUAUGGUUUUUUAAUAGUUCCUUAAAUACAUAAAAUUCUUGGAUUAUUUUAAAGGAAUUAGAUCAUUAAACAUGGUAAGUCCAAUAUUUAGAAGCUUUUUAUUUUGCAAUUGUAACUAUGUUGACUAUUGGAUAUGGAGAUAAUGUUCCAAAAUCAUGGAAUGAGAAAAUAAUUGCAAUAUUCUUUAUUUUAAGUGCUUGUCUAUGGUUUUCCUAUAGUAUUAAUACAAUAGGAACAAUAAUUAAAGAGAUCAAUUUAAAUUUAGUAGAAAGAAGUAAAAAGAUUAGAGUCAUAAAUAGAUAUAUGCAUUAAAGAAAUAUUCCAUAUAGUUUGCAAUAUAAAAUUCGAGAAUAUUUAACAUUUAGAUGGAAAGAAGAGUCUGAAAUUGAUCUUCAAUAAGAAGAAACAUUAUUAAAUGAAUUAUCAGAAGAAUUAAAAUAAGAAUUAAAAAAAUAAGCAAACAAUGUAUUUUUCAAACAUUGUGAUUUCUUAUUUAAAAAUUUUAGUUUAGAAUUGUAAAAUUCACUAUCCCCUUAUAUUAAAAGAAAAAUAAUCUAACCUUAAAAUUCUUUUUCUAUUUAUACUUUAAGUGAAAUAUAUUAGCCACAUUUAUGUUUUGUUGAAUAAGGAUAAUUGUAAUAUUAGAAUUUCUUAAAAGUUUCAUUAAAAAGUGUUUAAUCACAAGGUUAAUUCGUAGAUGCAUCAGAAUUCAUUGAAGAAAGUGAUAAUGUGUAAACAUUUAAAGCAAUUGGUUAUGUUAGUUUGUUAAUUUUAAGUAAAGUAAAUUAAUUCAAUUAUAUUUUUAGACUGAUUUUAUGAGUAUUAUUCGUUAAUAUCCUAAAGAUUACUAAAAGUAUUGUCAUUUAAAAGAUUAAUAUAUAUUAUCAGUCAGAUAAAAACAUUUGCCUUAUAGUUAAUUUUGUAUUGCAUGUGGUAACAAUACUCAUGGAUUGAAAGAAUGUUCAAAUCUAUCAAUUACAUUAGAUAGAGAAUUAAUUAUCAAAAGAAAUUAAUAUACUGUUGAAUAAAAAAGAUAACAUCAUAAAAGAUCUAAAAAAAGAGGGAAAACCUCAUUUUCAACUCUUUGUGAUAGAGAAAUUAUUGAAUAAUUUGUUAUUUAUUUUUAGAAUGAAUAACCAAAAUUAGUUUAAAUUUAAUUAGGUAAAUAAUUAGCAAUAGAACAAGAAUGUGAAGAUGCAAAAUCUGAACUUAAUGAUUAAUCUCAAUUAACUAAGAAUUUCAAAUUUAGAAGAUAGGAUUCUGUACCAGUUCCAAGAUAUUCUUAAUAGAGUUGUGAAGGUCUAUCUAUAAAUAAAUAACUUUGUCUUAAUGAUUCAGUUAUUUCUAGUGAAAAUAAUUCAAUUUAAAAUUUAAAGUUAUCAACUAGAUAGUAACAUAUGAUAAAUACAAAUAAAUUUAUGACAGCAAAACUUUCAAAAUAUAAAAAAUUUUAAUAAUAAUAGAUUAUUAAAGUUAAUCCUAGUGAAUCUAUGGAAUCAUACAAAUUUGAUUUAUAGGAAUACUAUUUUCAAAAUUUAGAAUAAUUAUAUAAUAGAAUUUUUAAUGAUGAAAAUAAUUUGACCUUAUAAUUAGAUAAAUCAGUAUAAUAAUUAUAAAUCAUAUAUUAUCAAUAAAAAGCAUAAUAAGAAAUAGAAUAAUUUGAAAUUGUUAAGAAUUUUACUUAUUAUAUGACAUAAAAUAAUAUUGACAAUAUAGUUUUAUAAUUAGAAUAAAAAUAACAUUCAUUAUUAAAAAAACCUAUAACUUAAUUAAUAAAAUUCAUGUACUUUCCUUAUGAAUUUAUUAUGAAAUUUUAAAGGAUUAAAACAUAAAAAUUAAAAUUGCUUAAUUAAAAAAGAAAAAGAUCAUUUAAAAAUAUGAAUUAAAAAUAAUCAAAAAUUAAUGAUUUGGUUAGAAAAUGGGAAACUCCAAGAAAAUCUUAUAAACUAAGUGUUAUAAUUCCUGUUGAAAAUGAAGGCAAUGAAUAAUGA